Molecule: messenger RNA, 1977 nt
Organism: Rotaria sordida
Lineage: Eukaryota; Metazoa; Rotifera; Eurotatoria; Philodinida; Philodinidae
Source: the annotation of a GenBank genome assembly
AUGACCUUCCGCCACCGUCAUUCUCUUUUGUCAUCUGCAAUAUCAUUAAUAACAACAAAUAAUAAUAAUGACACAAUCGAUAAAGAAACAAUCCAAUGUCUUUGUAAUCGUUUGCAAUCAGCUACACAGUUCGAAGAUCGACGAGAUGCUGUGUUUGGUCUUAAAUUGUUUUCUAAAAAAUGUAAACUUGAAGUUGGAAGAAAAAGUAUGAAAAUAUUAGCAAAUAUUUUACAAGAUGAUCGAACUCAUUCAAAUCUUAUUCAAUUGACACUUGAAACAUUAACCAAUGUAGUUACAUAUGAUGUUGAUAGUGAUGAAGAACAAUCAGACUUAUCAGAAGAUAUUAUUGUUGAAUUAACAGAAAAAUAUAUCGAAAGUGAAGAAAAUGUUUAUGCAGUUCUUGAAUGUAUUACAAAAAGUGAUGUAAAUGUUCGUCGUGCAGCUAUUCAAUUUCUUACUGCACUUCUUAGAAAUUGUACAGAACAAGUACAAAAUAUUAUUUUAAAAAAAAGACGUGAAGGUUUUUUAAAAUUAAUGAAUCUUUUAGACGAUAAACGUGAAGAUAUUCAAAGUGAUACAUUACUUCUCUUUCAAAUCUUAAUUCGUUCUCAUUCGAAUAUCCAACGACUCUUUGUACUUGAACAUGGUUUUCAACGUUUGUCUGAAAUUCUUGUUGAUAGAUAUGGUACUGAUGGUGAUGUUAUUGUCGAAGAUUAUUUAUCGUUUCUAUUGAGUUUAUUCGAAUAUAAUCAAUUAGCGCAGAGUUGUUUUCGUAAAUUCUCUCAAAUUGUGGAUUUAUUUGGAUUUUUUCAAUCUGUUUUAACCGGCGAAAAAUGUUGGUCGACACAAAAAGUAAAAAAUGUUCAUCUUUUUUUACAAAUAAUUCGAACACUUGUAUCACCAACAAAUUCUAUGGAAAAUAUUGUUGCAUGUCAACAUAUAAUAGAGAAAUGGGGUAUAUUACAUUGUUUAUGUGGCGUACUCACACGCACCACUGUUCCUACUGAUGUCUUAGCUGAAAUUAUUAAUACAAUUGGUGAUAUUAUUCGUGGUAAUACUGAAAAUCAACGUGUUCUUGGUCCUAUUAAGAAGACUAUUGUUAAAGUUCAUAAACCAACAUUAUUCAAUCUCAUAUAUACAAUGGUGGCUGAUAAAAAAAAAUUAUUUCAACUUCGAAUAUCAAUACUUUAUUGUCUACAAUGUUAUUUAUAUAAAAAUGAUUUUGGAAAAUUAAUGAUUAUUCAGACACUUUUACCUCAAACAGAAAAUGCUGCUAACCAGACUACAUUAGGUCAUCUAUUAAUCAGCGGUUAUUUAAGUAAUGAUAAUGUUGCAUCAUGGUGUUCCGGUAUUGCACUUGCACAUUUAAUUAAUAGUAAUCUAGAGUAUAAGCAUGAAUUGCUGAAAGUGGUAAUAGCAGUUAAUCAAUCACAAACAAAUAUUAAAACAUUAAUGGAAAUAUCAAUUGAUUUAUUACAAAAUCUAUCGUCUUCAUUUCACAAACGUAUUGCUACACUGAUUUUCUUAUGUACAUGGUUAUCAAAUUGUUCAUUAGCAGUACAAGCAUUAAUUUCAAUUGAAAAUAGCAUCUCAUAUCUUAUUUCACAAAUAUGUAUUGAACCAAGUACAAAUGAACGUGAACUUUUGAUUCAAUCAUUAUGUUCAUUUGCAUUAGGCUUAUGUUUACUUCCUAGUAAUAAUAAUCCGAUACAAUCAUAUUCUACUGAAUCAUUCAAACAAUUAAUAAACAAACGAAUUGGUAUUAAUUUAUUUCAAGAAAAACUAAGAAUAAUAUCAAAAUCUGAAUUUUAUAUAAAAGCUUUAGAAAAACCACAAUUAAAAUUCUUAGUGUCAAAUGAGAUGAUAUUUGAUCAUGAAUUUGCUCAUUUAUAUGAAACUCUUCAAAGUUCUAUAUCAAAUAUAUUAAUCAAACAAGAGAUAAUUUCAACAGAUAAUUCAUUUAUUGUUCCAACAUGA